This is a messenger RNA of Fusarium proliferatum ET1, 2016 nucleotides long. RefSeq lists its product as uncharacterized. The record is from RefSeq and is a predicted model, not a curated record. NCBI's taxonomy places the organism in Eukaryota, Fungi, Ascomycota, Sordariomycetes, Hypocreales, Nectriaceae. Bases 1 to 2016 code for a protein of 671 amino acids. The transcript is spliced from 6 exons.
AUGGAGAGUAACAAAGCACCUUCAUUCAGCCAUAGAACCCACGAUUAUGUGGUCAAUGAAUAUGAAACCAAAGACUUCGUUGCGGGGAGAACUCGUUCAAGUGAGGGACUAUGGCGCAAAGUUCACACGAAGGGCUUCGACGCUAUCAUUUGGGAAUUUAACCCUAGAACAAUACAGAGGCCAUACCCUUUCUACGCACCUUGUCCCACGGGUCCAGGUGCGAAACGGCUGCCGGCCUACAUCAGGAUCGAGGCCAAAAGCAAAGAGCAUCAAAGUCUAUUCCAAGACGAUCUUAAGAAAGACUUCUUUGUUUCGCUCUUUGCCCUCAUUGUCCUGGGGUCUCAGCAAGAUAUCAACUGGUCACGAGAGACUAAGGAAAUGGAGUCCGAGUCUGAACUAUCAGCGUGGCAAAAUUUGGAAGAAGAGUUCUUGAAACGCACAAACGAUUGGAAACCUAACUUUAUGGAGGGGUUUCCAAAAAUCCCUGUAAGAACUGAGACCGGCGAUAUUGAUACACUCCAACUGUCGAAAGAAUGGCAGGGCUGGCAUGACGUCCUUCCACAGAUGGGCAUUCUUGACACUACUUCAAAGCACGGAGGAAAACCCGUGCGACAUCUGAAUAUUUCUCUCAGAUCGCCAAUCCUUAUCAAGCCAUUGAAAGGCCGUCAUGAGGCCAUGAUAUCAAAAAGGUUCUCUAUGACUCCGGACAAGUUUUUCCAAGUUCUCAUCGACGCUAUCCACAAUACUUCGGAUCCAGACUCCCCGGGUCCCAUUCAUUAUCCAUGGAAGCUUCAGAUCCACCCAGAACAAAAACAGGAGGGCUACAUCAUGACUUCCCACGAUCCUUUCAACCUUUAUGAGACUUAUAUCCACCAGACGGACUGGAAUACAUACAUGGAAUCACUGGAGAAAACAGGAUCCCCAAUUCGGCCUAUUCCACGUGUCAAUCAGAAACUAUACGAUCUCUGCAACGGCAUUAUGCUUAAAGUUGGGGGCGCUGACAUCGCCCUCCAGGCAUCCAUGAAGAAAGAGAGCGGGAAGAGUCACGAUUCAGAGGAUGAAGACUUGAAGAGUCUCAAGGAAAAGUACCCAAAGAAAGUGCCUCGACCCUUCAACAACCUCAAGGCGAAAGCACGCGCCCUGGCUGAGAAGAAACGGGAGAAGAGGAAGAAGAGCGUUAAGGCUUUGAGCAAGGUAUAUGAAGUUGGGUGUGGGACAGCGAUUCUGUGGAAUGAUCUCGAUGUUGACAAGAUCCAACGGGCUGCUGGGAAACGGCCUGAUGAGGCGGGCCAGAAGGAGAUCAUGGGAGGUGUCUCAGCGACAGAGAUUGGUAGCGCCAUGGGCUGGGACAGCAAACGGCUGAAAUCUCGUGUUUUUCCUGCGGAGUGGCUUCAUCUUUCGGCUUUUUCCUGGGGAGGUAUCAGCAGUGAUGACGAUCCAGAAGGGUUCUCCACAAGCCAGAACUUCGAAAACUUGGUCUUUGGAACAUCCGAGACCAACUCUCUCAUGACGAGAUACGAAACGGCCUGGCAGAGAUUCUUCCUCGCUGAGUCUGAACUCGCUGGUUCUGGUGCAAAAAUCACUGGUACACUGGAUAUAUGCUGCAACGAUUAUAACAGCCCCAUACUCUGGGAUGUAUCCCCGGGCUCCGGGCAAUUCAGAACUGGAGUCCUGAGAUUCACAAAGGAAGACCUGGAAGCCAUGAAGAAAAACGGGUUCAACUCGAACAAAUACCUCUCUAUAAAGGAAAAGAAACUAACAGACAGCUAUAUCAAGGAGCAGAUGCUCGUGCUUGCCCACGACUUCCCCUUCAUUGUGUAUUCGAUCCAGUACGAUCUACAGGCUGACUUUCACUCGCGAAUCUUUGCCCUGGACAAUAUGGAGUGUUCUGUGCCGUUUUUCCCUUUCCGUAGACCUUUCUAUCAUCGCUCUGAGGCGCUUUUGGAUGAUCUGGUUUUCAAGGAGUUGUAUGGAAAGGCAAAGGCAGAGUCGGAGGUCUUGAGGUCUAAUCUGUGA